AUGAGCCAAGAAUGGCGAGAAUAUCGGCAACAGAACCCGAACCAACCCCAAAUGCCCGACAAUGCUGAGGAAAUUUCCCGACGGAGGUUGAAAGACUUCCGCAACUUCCAACCACCUACAUUGGAAGGUGGAGAUGACCCUGAGGCUGCAGCAAGAUGGCUGCAGAUGAUCGAGCACAUAUUCGAGCGAAUGGGAUGUCCAGAGGAACAGAAGACCGACUACGCCUCAUACCAGCUGAUGGGAGAAGCUUUGACUUGGUGGACCGGUGCGAGGGCUCUGCUGCGAGCUCAAAAUGUUGAUCUGACUUGGGCCGUGUUCAGACGAGUCUUCCUAGACAAGUAUUUUCCGAAGGCUAUGAGAAGAAUGAAGCACACUGAGCUGCUAUCACUAAGGCAGGACAACAUGACUGUCAAUGAAUACAUUACUACAUUUGGGCAGCUGAUGGAAUAUGCCAACUUUGAUCGGAACAUCUAUGACGAGGAAUGGCAGAUUGAGAAAUUUGAAAGCGGACUACAUCCAGAGAUCCGUAAGCUCAUCCUGACUUCUGCAAACCGUACACUUCCAGAAUUAAUCAAUCAGAGUCGGCAAGCGGAAGGCAUUAUCAAUGAAGCAAAGAAUCUGUUCGAGCAACUAGUAUAG
Molecule: messenger RNA, 639 nt
Organism: Gastrolobium bilobum
Lineage: Eukaryota; Viridiplantae; Streptophyta; Magnoliopsida; Fabales; Fabaceae
Exons: 1
Coding region: 1-639 (212 amino acids)
Source: RefSeq, a predicted model, not a curated record